AUGCUUAAGAGUCUCUUCAUCGUUGCUUGCCUCUUUCUCUUAGGCGUCCACGCCUUACCCGCGGAGCUGUCCAACGCUGCUGCGACAUGGAACGCUACCGCCACAAAGAUAGUAGAGCGCACCGGACCCACCUUCACGCUCGACUAUAGGACGUACCCUCAGUCAUCCGAGAACAUCUGUUGUUCCUGGUUCUGUAACAACGGUCCUCGCUCUGUAGCUCCUGACCGCACCAACGCAGCUUCCCAUCGUGCUAGCAACGGUUGUGGUAACGCUAACCCAAACCGGUGCAGCGUCCGCGCGGGUCAUACUAGAGGGUACCAGUGCGAUGAAUGGCCUUGGGCAUACUCUAAUGCUGGUGGUGCGAAUGCCGCUACGAGGUGCAUUCCCACUUCGGAUAAUACCGGUAAGGUUAAUACUAAUCCCCCGGCAUUCAUGCACAUACAGAAUAGAGGCUCUCAAGCUGUUGGACGUGUUUUACAGAAUAACGUUGAUUUUGUCCAAAUCGAGAUUAGCAAUGUCCCAACAACUGCAGAAUUCUGCUUGGGAGUACGUGGAACGACUAUUACCACAGCGAUGUGUAAUCAGCAAGCUAGUGGUCAGCCGUAUUUGCAAAGGAUUGGUUGA
This is a messenger RNA of Desarmillaria tabescens, 624 nucleotides long. RefSeq names its product endo-exonuclease. The transcript has 7 exons. The coding region runs from base 1 to 624 and encodes 207 amino acids. Lineage: Eukaryota; Fungi; Basidiomycota; Agaricomycetes; Agaricales; Physalacriaceae. The record is from RefSeq and is a predicted model, not a curated record.